AUGUACUCGGUCAUACAGUCCGCUUUCGAUGAAGGUGCACCAGGAGUCAAAAUGCUGAUCUUAAAGCGGCCCACCAGGCUCGACUUGGGGCGUGCUUAUCUUUUCAAAGCGGCUAAAAGGCUGCAAGAAGACAUGUCGGAAGCUUUUAAAUCGCGGGCGCACCCCUUCUACGAUGACGGGAAGAAGGUCGUUGACUACACAUCGAUCAACUGGGCUUCGCAAAUCUCCCUGAAAGCCCUGCGCAAAGAGGUCAAUGAAAGGACGGCAGGCAGGUGGGCCGUCAUCAUCGCUGCGUGCGAUGUGGAGGCUGUCGGCGAGGUGAAGAGAGUGGUUCGGGAGCACAACAGCGCAAAAGAGCUGCAAGGAUCUCAUGGGCGAGCAAAGUUUGCUUUCAUGCCGCUUUUCGAAGAGCCCCCGAGGACCCCUAAGGGCGUGAAGCGGUACGGAUGGUAUUCGUUCUACCGCUUCUCUGUGAUGGCCAAAAUGCAGAUUGCUGUGGACGAGGGGGCCACCAGACUGAAGCUGUUGGGCAUCCAGCCAGAUGUGGGCAAUGCCAUGACGCUGCUCGAGUAUCCCGCUCUGGAGGAGGAUCUGACUGAGGCAAGAUGGAAUGGCAAGUACCCCUUCAUUGACGUAGGUGGCGCAAAGUUGCUUUUGGAAGACUUCACCAUGGGACGCAUCCGGCUCGAGAACUUUCGUGAAUCCAUGUACCAGCACACCAACGACGCUGUCAUCAUUGUUUCUGCAACCGAUGCUGAUGGAACGGAAGCCGCCAAAGUCUUGCAAGAGUUUUAUGCCCGACACGAAGGCACCCGACGACAGGUGAUGCGCGCUUGGGCCAUCGUCGCAGACUCGUACCGGGAUGCACCCAGCGACCCAGGCUCGCAGAGCCAUCCUCCGAUGCAGCAUCGCAAUUCCAACGAAGAAACUUGCAAAGCCGCGACCUCCAAGCAGGCUGAAUAUCUUUUCGCCGCAGCCAAAAAGCUGCAUAUACAUAUGGUGGAAGCUUUCAAAUCCAAGAAGCACCCCUUUGACGACGCCGGAGAGAUGGUCCUGGACUUCCAAAAAAUAGAUUUUUCAUGCGGAAUCGCCCUGAAAGACCUGAGCGAAGUGAUCAACAAACAAACGGCAGAUGGGUGUGCCGUCAUCAUUGCUGCGUGCGACGUGAAGGAUGUCGGCAAGGUGAAGAGAGCGGUUCGGGCGCACAACAACGCAAAGGAACUGCAAGGAUCUCACGGGCGUGCAAAGUUCGCUUUCAUGCCGCUAUUCGAAGAUUCCCCAGCGCGUGAGAUCGAGGGCAUCGGGCAGUACAAGUGGUAUUCCUUCUACCGUUUCUCGGUGAUGGCCAAAAUGCAGAUUGCUGUGGACGAGGGGGCCACCAGACUAAAGCUAAUGGGCAUCCAGCCAAAUGUGGACAAUCACGUGACAGUCCAGGAAUAUCCCACUCUCGAAGAGGAUCUGGCUGAAGCAAGAAGCAAGCGGAAGUAUCCCUUCAUUGAUAUAGAUGGCGAAAGCUUGCUUCUGGGGACAGACGACUUCGCCAUGGAGCGCAUGCAGCUUGAGAACUUUCGUGAAUCCUUGCAGCAGAACACCAAUGAUGCUGUCAUCAUUGUUUCGGCAACCGAUGCGGAUGGAAGGGAAGCCACCGAACUCUUGCAAGCAUUCCACAGAGACACCCGACGACAGGCAGCAAAAAGAACGCGAACGAAGCAGGCAGAUGCGGGAGAUCUAUACGAAUCCGAAUAUUGGUAUUCCCAUUAUCGACAUGCGAUGUACUCGAUCAUACAGUCCGCUUUCGAUGAAGGUGUACCAGGAGUCAAAAUGCUGAUCUUAAAUCGGCCCACCAAGCCCAAGUUAAGGAAUACUUAUCUUUUCAAAGCGGCUAGAACGCUGCAAGAAGACAUGUCGGAAGCUUUUGAAUCGCAGAGGCAUCCCUUCUACGAUGACGGGAAGAUGGUCGUUGACUACAAAAAGAUCAACUGGGCUUCGCAAAUCUCCCUGAAAGCUCUGGGCAAAGAGAUCAACGAACGAACGGCAGACGGUGUUGCCGUCAUCAUUGCUGCGUGCGACGUGAAGGAUGUCGGCGAGGUGAAGAGGGUGGUUCGGGAUCACAACAGCGCAAAAGAACUGCAAGGAUCUCAUGGGCGAGCAAAGUUUGCUUUCAUGCCGCUUUUCGAAGAGCCCCCGAGGCGUGAGGGCAAGGGCGUGAAGCAGUACGGAUGGUAUUCGUUCUACCGCUUCUCUGUGAUGGCCAAAAUGCAGAUUGCUGUGGACGAGGGGGCCACCAGACUGAAGCUGUUGGGCAUCCAGCCAGAUGUGGGCAAUGCCAUGACGCUGCUCGAGUAUCCCGCUCUGGAGGAGGAUCUGGCUGAGGCAAGAUCGAAGGGCGAGUACCCCUUCAUUCAUCCUGAUGGCAAAAAGUUGCUUCUGGAGACUGAAGACUUCGCCAUGGAGCGCAUCCGGCUUGAGAACUUUCGUCCACAAAGCUUCUUGGACGAGCAGACCAACGAUCUGGGUUCUGUGAUAAUUGUUUCGGCAACCGACACUGAUGGAAGGGAAGCCGCCAAAGUCUUGCGAGCAUUUCAUGCCCGACACAAAGGUGCCCGCCAGGUGAUGCGCGCUUGGGCCACCGCCACAGACCAGUACGCUGAUUUACCCGACGUGCCGUACCUUGAUAUCGACCCGCGACCGGUGAUGCGUGCUUGGGCCGUCGUUGCAGACUCGUACGCGGAUGCACCCGGGGACCAUGGCUCGCAGAGCCAUGCUCCCAUGCAGCAUCGCAAUUCCAACGAAGAAACUUGCAAAGCCGCGACCUCCAAGCAGGCCACGACGGUUUCUGUUGAUGAGAUCCUUGUCAGCUUCGCAGCGGACAAGGAUGACAGCAACUUCGCAGAGAUCCUGGAGCCAGAUUUGCGAAGUAGCAGCAGGGGAGAGGUUCCGAAGGUGCAGGACGACGCGGUGGUCUUGCAACUUUCCGAGCCGGACAUGCUUGAAGAUACGGAGCCGCCGCCGGAGGCUGGGCAUCCUCACUCGAGGCAGGCCGCGGAGGUGCAUCCUCAGGAGGUUACUAUGUACUGUGGAAAUCUACUGUGCAGCGCACCGUGA
Messenger RNA from Symbiodinium sp. CCMP2592, 3105 nucleotides. Lineage: Eukaryota; Dinophyceae; Suessiales; Symbiodiniaceae. The record is from the annotation of a GenBank genome assembly.